CUGUGCGCGUGUGUGUUUGUUAUGUAUUGUUCUACAGUCAUUGAUUUAAACGCGAGGGACACUCAGUCUCAUCUUCUGAUUGGCUGUUUCUACUGUCCGUCACCGGAAAAGGCGGGGACAUUCCUGUAACGCAGAUGAAGGAGGGGAAAAAGAGAAAGUUUUCAAGAUGGCGGCGGUGUAACUUGUUCGUUGGAAAACAAUAGAAGAGGCGCAGAGGGACUCUUAUCCCACUGUUUCCCAGGAAUUCGCUCCCAAACAGUUCAUCUCGGACGUGGGCUCAGCCGAGGGAAAGAUUAUCCUUGGGUGUAACUCUGGGGAGAUAGUUUUAAAGUAUGAUGGUUCAUUUAAACGUUUCAGGCUAGCUAUCUUGCUAGCUAGCCGAACCCCAAACAGCGUUAGUAGCUAGCGGCUAACGGCUAGCGGGAGGAUCAGCUGUUCGGAGGACAGAUGCUGGGACAGAUGCUGUAGGAGAGCGGACAGCAGCACUCUCACAUGAGUGUGACUGAAGGCCGUUAGCAGCACAAAGGCCGCCUCCAUGGAGCCAGCACCGGAGUCUUUGUAAAGAGUGAGGGGGGGUGUAGACGCCAGAUUCAGCAAUAUAUGGACGAAACCUGAGCCGGGAGUUUACUGCAAGGCUUUAUUGAUGAUGGCGGAUUUUGUUACACCGCGACGCAGCGAGGUGAUGGAGCGGCUCCGCCGGAGGAUCGAGCAGUUCCGGCAGCAUCACAACAACUGCGAGGAGCGCUACUUGGCCGCGAUGAUGGAGCGGCAGGAGAUGGACCGGCAACAGACCUACGCCCUGCACCAGCGCUGCCUGCAGUCCAAAGCCAAGCGGUCCAACAAGCACCGGCAGCACCAGCCCAGCGGCGAUCAGGCCGGGCAGAGAGCGCCCGGAGGCGGAGGAGGAACCGGCGGGGAGCACGGGGAGAGCGGGGUGACGACGGGGGAGCAGAGCAGGAGCAGCACCCUGGAGACUCUAAAGAGGAAGCUGGAGAGCCUCAGUCCCCCUGACCUGCGAGGACAAGUCAACAGUUAUGAAAGCUUCCCAUCGAGCCAGAAAGGCUGCCAGGACAACAGCGCUACCGCCGGUUCCCCGCUUGACUCCAAGCCAGAUAUCAGCAACUCUAACGGGCCCAUGUGCGAGUCGGGAGACGGUGGCAGAGAGCCGGGUCCAGACUUCCAUCCGAAAGAGAUGAAGCAGGAGCCAGACGACAUCCUCCCCAUCAUGCCACCCCCGGUUGGCAACAACAGCCUGUUCCCUGAACUGAACGAACAGGAGUGGACAGAGCUGAUGGAGGAGCUGAACUUCCCUGUGGACUACGAAGACAUCCAGGAGAUCCUCAACGAUGGCUUUGAGGACCGCAAAGACCCUCUGGAACUGGCAGCCACUCAGGUUGGUGGUGGUGCUGUCGGGGGAGGGGCAGGAGGGGGGGGACAGUCUUCCCAGGGUUUACUUCCUCCAGAUUUGGUGAGCGUGAAGGCGGAGUUUUCCCCACCCUCUGCCGUCUUCGAGCAGGAUUCUCGCACCGGCUCCCCCCAAGUCAGAUCCACGCCUUCCGGGACUGCUCCUCCUCAUCCCACUAGCUCCCCUGUUGCCUCCUCCUCUGCCUCUUCCCCAGCUCUUUCCACCUCCCAGCCUGCUCCUCCCAGGCAAAUCCAGCCUCCACCCAACCACCUCCUCCCUCAGGGGCCCAAAGACUUGUCCCCUGCCCAGCAGCUCCAGGAACUGGCUGUCCGGCAGCAGAGAGUCCAGCACCUCCACAGACAUAUGCAGCAGCAGCAGCCAGGAGCCAAGUUCCCCAACCACCCCAACCACCCGUCUCCAUGGUCCCAGAUGCCCAAUACCUCUCAAAGCUCACAAGCGAGUGCAUUUGGUAUGGACAAAUCCACAAGUAACUCCCUUUACUCACAGGAUUUCAAUCCCAAUGCCCAGAAGCAGCUGGUGAUAUCCAGUCAGCCCAACAAGGCCUCUCCAAAGGCGGGUGCCAGCAGCUUCAUGCCAGGCUCCGCCGGACACCCCAACAUGCUGGGUCACCCGACUUCAGGGCCGCCUCUCAGCCAUGCGCCGGCAGCAGGUGCUCAGGCCCCGGCCGUCAUGCUGAACUACAACAACACCAAACCUCUGUCGCACUAUGAGGCGGGGCCCGGACCACCGCGACCCACUAACCAGAACCAGAAGGUGGGCCUGCUUUCACUCAUCCAGCAGCAGUGCCGCAAAGAGAAGCCCUACCGGCCUCAUAUGCCACACCCACAGGAUCAGAACGGCUACCCCGCUCCUCCACACGGCCCGGGGCCCACAAACGCCAUGACGGCCAAGCCUGGAAACAACGCCAUGCCGGGUAACCACGGUAACGCGUACAUGACCAGUAAAGAGGCAGCAGCGAGGAAACAACAGCAACAACAUCAUCAGCAGCAGAUCCUGGAGCAGCAGAAACAGCAGCAGUACAUUCAGAGGCAGCAGCAGAUUUUAGCCGAACAGGAGAAGCAGCGGCAGCGACACCUGACCCGACCUCCUCCACAGUACCAGGACCAGUCGGGAACAACGGCCAAUCAGAACCCUUACCCACAGCAGCCGGCCAACCAGUUUACAGCUUCCUCUCAGCCAAUGGGCAGUGUCAGCUCCAUGGGAGGCCCCGCCCCCGGGUCCCGUAUGUUCCCUCAGAACCAGGGCAUGAUGAGCAUGAACAUGGGUCAGGGUGGUGGUCCAGCAGGUGGCGUAGCCCCGCCCCCGACAGUGAGUCAGGCUGACAUUAGUCAGGGGGGUGGAGCCGGCGUGGAUGUCCUCUACAACACCAUGAGCAUGCACCCCAACCACCUGGCCCAGCAACCCAGUCUGCAGCGCCAGACGUCUCUGAACACCACCAUGAGCGCUCCGUACAGGCACAACCUCCUGCCUCAGCAGCAGCACCUGAAGACGCCGCCCAAUGCAGCUAUGUUGAAGCAGCCUCAUGUGGCCGGAGCUGCCCGUCUCCCAGCCUCCAUGCAGGGCAACAUGGGGGGCGGCAUGCCGGGCGGUCAGAGCACCGCCUGGCAGCAGCAGCUCGUCAACCAGCCGCCUUCCAGUAAUGCAGGCCUGUCCUUCAGCGGCCCCCCCAAUGCCUUCCACAUGCCGCCGCAGCAGCAGCCUUGCAUUCCCAAGAUGCCAUCCGGCUCCGCCCCCUUUGGCGGCAACCCAGGUGGACGUCCGAUGGGUGGUCUGAAUCCCGGACAACAAAUGAUGCAGACAAACAUGGCAGCGCCCCAGCAGAGGGCACUGCCCAACCCCCAAAGACAGGGCCAGCCAAUGACCAAUCAGCAGCAGGGCCCCCAGAACCAGGCCGUACUCCCCAACCUGGCAGCGUUCGGACAGCCGCAAGGCAACGGUCGCCAGGGACUACAGUGUAACCAAGGAUACCAGGUGAGCCAAACAGUGAGUCAGCAGCAGCAUCAGGUGUCAUUCGGAUACAACGUGGCGUCGGGGAGUUUUCCCGCGGAGAGCGACCUGGUGGACUCGCUGCUGAAAGGACAGAAUACGCAGGAGUGGAUGGCCGACCUGGACGAACUGCUCGCCAACCACCACUAGUCUCACGCACGCACGCACAUGAAGCCUGCAGAGUGAGCCGCCGACCACUUCCUGCUGCCACCACGUGUUAGCGUUAGUCGCAGAAGGCUGGCGACCGCGUCACGUUCUCAUGCUGUCAGAGAGAAGCCUGUCAGCACCGCACACACACAGACUGGCCGUUGAAUCAUUGCAGCACGAUGAAGAAACACAAAGUGUUCAGAGCUCCUGUAAGCGGCCACAUUCCUGCUCGGAGGCUCUGCAAUUCAGCUGAGUCAGCUGAUCCGUGCAGCUGAGCUCCUCCGGGGUUUCCCACAGAUCAGACUGAAUUCACGGGUGGGAACACCACACUUUCUUCAUUAGAUCAAUAAAUAUUUAAAUAAUAGAGUAAGAAAACCAGCUGCCUUUCCAGGAAGUUCCUCAUCCCACUGUUCGGACUGCAGCUGGCUGUCCUCUUGCUCUGAAGCCGCGGUGACCUCGCUAAACCUGCUUCAGGUUCAAGGUGGAAUGACCUCCCAGCUCACCGCAGCUUCAGAACAUCUGCCCACAUCAGCGGUGAUCCGCAGGCAUCCAUAUGAGAUGAGUUGAUGGAGUCUCUGGAAAGCAGCUGAGCGAGUCUGUGGGAAACACGACAGGAACGGCUGGGGCAGUGACUGACCUUUCAAAAUAAGAGUGAUGGGAUAGUCCACUAUGAAACUGAUCGUAUUGUCGUUUUGAGUGAAAAUUGUCGUUAAACAUCUCCACGCGGUCCUCGAAGGCUCCGUUCAGAUAAGCAGAUUAACGAAGCGCUCGGUGUUUAAAAACACUCCUGGUAGAAAAGUCCUCAAAAAAAAACAUUUAAAAAAAAUUACUGUUGCAGUCCUGACAUCAGCUUCCAUUCUGGACUUGGAUGCACUAUACAAAUAAAACCAGUUUUAAAAUGCAGAUUGGGGUUUUUAUGGAGUAAAAAAAAAAAUGUGGACUUUUACAUGAAUAUUAAGAAUUGGUUCUCAAACGAUUGCCACCUUCUUUUAAGCUGCUGUCGUCCCUGCAGGAUGGCACUAAUCAGCUUCUGUCCUCAAACUUUCUAAAUUUAUGGAAUGAAAUGAGCACACAGCAGGCGUGUUUGGGCCUAAUCUGGGCUAACUUUGGCACAACAGACAGAUGCUGAUUUUCAGAGUCAGGUGUGGGCCAAACAUUGGCUGCUGUGUGGUGUUCGACCUUUUAUUGCACAUUUGGAGGACAUUACGUGAUAAACAUCAGAGCAUAUCUGCUAAUGAACGGGACAAGAACUAACUGGCGCUUCGAGAGCAGCCAGCCGAGAUUCAGGUCAAAGCCUGAAAAACCCACCACCUGAUACUGGAUCAGCUGUCUUUAAAGGAAAUUAAAUCAGAGCGUUGAAGCUCGGUUUAAUUUUUCCCCGUAUAAAGACUGAAAGUGUUUGAUCCUUUGCCUGAAGGUUUCCUGAUUGUUGUGAAGUAGCCUGAACUGAUUAAACUGGUUUCUGAGACUUUCUGUUCUCUUCCACCAGGAGUGUAAAUCUAAACACCUCCACACGAGUCAACACAAACAAACUGUGUGCACGCACAAAAACAGCAGUAAGAUUACUACUGAACCCGCAGUCCUUGCCUUCGACCGCCACGUUAGCAUUAAGUCACAUUAAAGGACCAUCCCUCUGUUUUUUUGUUUGUUUGUUUGGUUUUUUGUUUGGUUUUUUUUUUUAGGGGGGGGGGGUUCAGCUGGUUGUCUGUUUUGUUUUUUUUAUUUUUAGGACUGAAUCAACAUGUGUUUGUUUCUGGUUUUACAGCUUGAGCUGGGUGAUUUUCAUACUGUAGGGAAAUGAUUUUUCUCCAUAAACAUUUAAAUAACUUAACAAUAGCGCAUUCUUUGUUUAGGUAAAUGAGAUGCUGGUAUAUCGAGCCUUUUUUCCCCCUAUGAAAUGUCAUGUGUUAAAUUUGAGGCCAGCUGGUUAUUGGAGGCUCACAGAUAUUCCAGCAGAUUUCAUAAAUCGAGGGGAAAAAACAGAGAAAUGGUCCUUUAAAAACAUAACAAGCCGCCGGGAAAUGAGCAGCAGGAAUCGGAAAGUUUCUGUCGCGGAGUCCAGUACUUGAACCUCCAGGUGAAUGCGCAGAGUCCAAACAAACAGGCGCACUGAACCGCGAUGCGUUUAAGUCACUCAUAAUGUUAUUCUGUGAUUCAGCCUGGCGAGAACCUGCAGAGAAAUCAUCCAUCACCUCCUCUAAAGCUGCGUUUCUGAGCGGAAAAACAUGGAAAACACAGGAAACUUGUGCCCUUUAAUGAGGACAUUUUGCCCUGUGUGUGGUCUGACAGACAGUGGUCUGAAGGCUGAUAGAGUAAAAUGCCCUGCCAGUCUGAAGAAUUUCAGUCCUUUUAUUUAAGGCAGAAUUCAAGUAAAAAUAGUUUUCACCCUCGUCUUACACCUGCUUCAUAUGUACAAGAAAAUUUGGCCUCGGGAUUUAGAUCCCACUGUUCUCACCUGGAUGUGAUUUAACAUAGAAAUAUAAAGUAACUAAAAAUAAAAUCGAAACAUUUCCAUGUGACAGUUUGACGCUUUGUUUUAAGAUAGAAAUUUAAUGUGAACUAAACAUCCCUGCAGUCGUUGGGCUCGGUCAGGUUGCUCAGACUCCGUGCUGGGGACGCGGCGUUGGCGUUCCUGUCAUUCAGAGACUUCAAACUGCGUCAUCUGCGUUUGAUGAAUCUUCCGUUGUGUCCACACAGUUGUCACCGCUGGCGUUAAUCAGAAUGAACCAUUCUGACGGUUCUCUGCAAGGUGGAACUCCGGCCGGGUCGCCACGUUGAAAGUGGAGCGGUGACCCGGUCGUCCUAUCUACUGUACUGUUGUCCAUGUUUGCGUGUCCUCGCGGCAGCGCUGUUCCUGUUUUUGUCGCCGAUCGGUCGCUCGGGGAUGGUUUCGUGUUUCCAUUCAAAUCGCUGCCAAUCCCUGGGCCCGCCUUCGACUUCCAGCCUCGCUCGGUCUCCGUGGGUUUUCUGGGUUAAAUGUUGUAAACAGGCUCUGUGUAAAUGUCUAUAAAUAUAUUUUUUGUAUGUAUGCCUUUCCUAAUGAUCUGGAGAAGAUAGAUGUUAUUUUUAUAUAUUGCAGCGGAUGUUUUGUAAGUAUUUUAUACUUUUGAUAUGGUUCUCUGUAAAACAAGAGUAUUAUGUAAAUAUAGUUCUUUAGAAAGCUGCUGCCUGUGUGUUUCUGUCUGUGUGAAUUCUCUAGACCUGAUUCAACACAUUCACUAAAUGAGACGACCUGAGUUUUCUGUGGAGGUUUUCCGUCCUCCAUCAUGGAAAUGAAAUGAAGCUCUUUCUAGUUCAUGAAGCUGUUUCGCCUCUUGUUCAAGGUCACGUGGAUCAAGGUGUGAGUGCGAUCUCAUGACUGUGUUAUAGGUGGUUGUUAAUGGUGUCAUAGGCCACCACCUCGUCGCACUGCUCAUCAGACCCAGCACCAUCCUCAGUCACUGCGAUGAGCAGUGACAAAUGCUCGCACCUUCUCAUACAUUGCUGUGCAAAAGUCUUGAGUCAAGUCUUGGUCAUUAGUUGCUUUUUCACUCAUUUUCAGUCCAAUCCUUGUACCUGACCAUGUUCAGAGAAGUUUUUUGUUUUGUAAACUCUUUGAAUUAUUCAAGCAUAAAAAGACUCCAUACUCAAGGGUGAACCGGUGUUGUCUGCUCAUAACAGACAUCAUAACAAAUAAUACAUUUUAAAUUGUAUUUUUUAGGCUCCGUAUUAGCUGCCUCUGAUGUGACCCUAGUAUACAAAGUUUUCUAGAGUCAGACUUUCAGCCCCCAGCCAUGUCACGCAUGCAGCACCUUGCAGUUAACAGGUUAUGCUGCUGCAAACACUUUAAUUUUCACUUUUUCAUACCUCAGUUCAGCUGAGUUCACACUACAGCGUUACCUGUAGCAGCAUGUUGGAAGCAAUUUAACUGGAUGACUUUGUUGUCAAACCACAGUUUUUAAUAUAAGACACCAGUUUUGGGGUGGACCCUUUAGUUAUCGAAUCUGAGGCAGAAGAGAGGAGCAGCUGCACACAGUGUUUCAGACUCUUAACUGUAUAAAGCCAGUGGAAUUUACUUUAAGCUGUUAAAGUAUUACAGGCAGAAAGCAAUCACACAGACACACAAUCAGCAGGUACAAUCAGCAGCCAUCCUAUUCAAGCCAUGUUUACAGUGAUAUUAAUCCUGUUAGCUGUUACUUUUCAUUACAGUUAAUGAUUCAAUUAAUUGGGCAAAGCAGAAGCUACUUUAGAAGCUUUAGAAAAGUUUAUAACUUUCUUCCUCUCACCUAAAGGUAAAUCUAACAAUAAAACAGAGUUUACAAUCCAAUAAAUCGCUGAUUUACAUUCCUUUGUAACAAUAUUAAAACUAAACACGGGCUGCUGCUGGGUUAUUGACAGGUAACAUCCUCCUGACUUGCUCUCUGCAGCUCUGCUGUACUCUAAAUAAACAAUGAAGUCCAAUUUGACCAGAACAGGAAGCUAAUAAAGUACAUCAACUCCUGGGCUUGUAACAGUCUCCU
Molecule: messenger RNA, 8058 nt
Organism: Haplochromis burtoni (Burton's mouthbrooder)
Lineage: Eukaryota; Metazoa; Chordata; Actinopteri; Cichliformes; Cichlidae
Gene: maml1
Product: mastermind-like transcriptional coactivator 1
Exons: 6
Coding region: 644-3562 (972 amino acids)
Biological process (GO): Notch signaling pathway; positive regulation of transcription of Notch receptor target
Cellular component (GO): nuclear speck; nucleoplasm
Molecular function (GO): transcription coactivator activity
Source: RefSeq, a predicted model, not a curated record